AUGCCCUAUGAGUGGGAGGACUAUCGCCUCACCUGGAAGCCGGAGGACUUCGACAACAUGAAGAAGGUCCGCCUGCCCUCCAAGCACAUCUGGCUGCCUGAUGUGGUGCUUUACAACAAUGCCGAUGGGAUGUAUGAGGUGUCCUUCUACUCGAACGCCGUGAUCUCCUAUGACGGCAGCAUCUUCUGGUUGCCGCCUGCCAUCUACAAGAGCGCCUGCAAGAUCGAGGUGAAGCAUUUCCCCUUCGACCAGCAGAACUGCACCAUGAAGUUCCGCUCCUGGACCUACGACCGCACUGAGAUCGACCUGGUACUGAAGAGCGAGGUGGCCAGCCUGGAUGACUUCACACCCAGUGGCGAGUGGGACAUUGUGGCGCUGCCAGGGCGGCGCAAUGAGAACCCUGAAGACUCCACCUACGUGGACAUCACCUAUGACUUCAUCAUCCGUCGCAAGCCCCUCUUCUACACAAUCAACCUCAUCAUCCCCUGUAUCCUCAUCACCUCCCUGGCCAUCCUUGUCUUUUACCUCCCGUCCGACUGUGGGGAGAAGAUGACACUCUGCAUCUCCGUCCUGCUUGCCCUCACUGUCUUCCUCCUGCUCAUCUCCAAGAUCGUGCCACCCACCUCGCUGGACGUGCCGCUGGUGGGCAAGUACCUCAUGUUCACCAUGGUGCUGGUGACCUUCUCCAUUGUCACCAGCGUCUGCGUCCUCAAUGUGCACCACCGCUCACCCACCACACACACCAUGCCACCCUGGGUCCGCACCCUCUUCCUCCACAAGCUCCCGGUGCUGCUCUUCAUGAAGCAGCCGCGGCAGAACUGCGCCCGCCAGCGCCUGCGCCAGCGCCAACACACUCAGGAGCGCGCAGCCGCCACCACCCUCUUCCUCCAUGCUGGCACCCACACCUGCGCCUGCUACGCCAACCCUGGCACUGCCAAGGCCGAGGGGCUCAACGGCUACCGGGAGCGGCAGGGGCAGGCACCGGCCCCCACACCCAGCUGCAGCUGUGGGCUGGAGGAGGCGGUGGACGGCGUGCGCUUCAUUGCUGACCACAUGCGCAGUGAGGACGAUGACCAGAGCGUGAGCGAGGACUGGAAGUACGUGGCCAUGGUCAUCGACCGCCUCUUCUUGUGGAUCUUCGUCUUCGUCUGUGUCUUUGGCACCGUUGGCAUGUUCCUCCAGCCCCUCUUCCAGAACUACGCCACCAACUCCCUGCUGCAGCUUGGCCAGGGCACCCCCACCUCCAAAUAGCACGGGGAACAGCCGGUCCCAGGGCCAGAGGGCCGGGUGCUGGGCUCAGGCAGCCCCUGCAAACCAAUAAAUACUC
Manacus vitellinus (golden-collared manakin) is the source of this 1327-nucleotide messenger RNA. RefSeq names its product cholinergic receptor nicotinic beta 2 subunit (gene CHRNB2). Gene Ontology annotation, cellular component: neuron projection; synapse; postsynaptic membrane. The transcript is spliced from 4 exons. The coding region runs from base 1 to 1251 and encodes 416 amino acids. The record is from RefSeq and is a predicted model, not a curated record. NCBI's taxonomy places the organism in Eukaryota, Metazoa, Chordata, Aves, Passeriformes, Pipridae. Gene Ontology annotation, molecular function: transmembrane signaling receptor activity; acetylcholine-gated monoatomic cation-selective channel activity. Gene Ontology annotation, biological process: nervous system process; regulation of membrane potential; chemical synaptic transmission.